Papaver somniferum (opium poppy) is the source of this 1834-nucleotide messenger RNA. Its product is annotated as tetratricopeptide repeat protein 5-like. The transcript has 13 exons. NCBI's taxonomy places the organism in Eukaryota, Viridiplantae, Streptophyta, Magnoliopsida, Ranunculales, Papaveraceae. Gene Ontology annotation, molecular function: protein binding. The record is from RefSeq and is a predicted model, not a curated record. The coding region runs from base 52 to 1242 and encodes 396 amino acids.
AUUCCCUAGUACUUCUCUCUGUCUUUCACCUACGUAAGGGUCUUGUUGAAAAUGAGCAGCGAAGAUCAACAUAUAGAUGAAAAUUUAAUGGCGAAAGCCACCAAAGCAGCUGAGGAUCUCUACCAUUUGCGAGAUACGUAUUUCCCGGCCAACCAACAAGAGAAAAUCUCCAAGUUGCAAACUGAAGCAGAUCUUGCUCUUGAGCUCCUCAAUUGCAUUCCCUCAGCUCAAAGGAAAUCUCCUACACAACGUGCAACCUAUGAGUUUUUAAGAGGAAAAAUACUAGAUGUAUUACCUGAUUACCGGAAAGAAGCAGAAGAUCAUCUUUCAAAAGCUGUUAAGUUGAAUCCAUCUCUUGCAGAUGCUUGGCUUUGCUUAGGCAAUUGCAUUUGGAAGAAGGGAGACCUUCUUUCUGCAAAGAAUUGUUUUUCUCUAGCUCUAAAGAAGGGUCCAAACAAGAAGAUACUUUGUCAGUUGUCAAUGCUUGAGAGGAGCUUGGCUCAAGGCUCUGAGAAUCAGGCAGAAGUUGUCGAACAAAGUAUUGAGCAUGCAAAGGAAGCUAUCACCUUGGAUAUAAAGGAUGGAAAUUCAUGGUAUAAUUUAGGAAAUGCAUGCCUCACAAGUUUUUUUGUCACUGGAUCAUGGGAACAUAAAAAACUUGUACAGUCUUUGAAAGCUUACCAGAAUGCUGAGAAAGAUGAGCGGAUGAAAAAUAAUCCAGAUCUACAUUUCAAUUGUGCCACUGUUAACAAAUAUCUAGAAAAUUACGAGCGUGCACUUAGUGGAUUUGAAGCUGCUGCAUUGAAGGAUCCUGGCCUCAAUGCUAAUGAGGAGGUAAAGAAGAUAGUCCACCUUCUUGACAAAAUUGAGGCUUCCUUCAAGGAACAUGCUAGGGCUAAGCGAUUUGCAUCUGUAACCUUAUCACUGCAUGGGGUAAAGUUGAACUCUUCACACAAGAAAGCCACUUUAAGUGUCCUCGAGGAAGGGUCAAAUAAAGCAGUAGAGGUUGUGGGGAAAGUGUUUCUCUUGAUUAAAUAUAACAAUGUAGCUCCCUUAUACUAUUUAGCAUGCGAUUCAGAGCAGACUUGUUUCAUCCUCUCGGUGUAUGGGCUGCGUGCUGAUGUGAUCAAGGAGGGGGAUCUGCUGACACUGGUAGAACCUUACUUCCGUGAAAUUGAUUUUUAUUGGAAGGCACGGCGUGGAACUGGUUUCUACAUUGUGGCAAUUUCGGGAGCUAGAUAGAAAUGUUGCUACUGCUUCCAGACAAUGCUAGUAGUGCACAAUGAGCUCAUUUUUCCAAACUGGGGUCAUUUUGCAAACUCCUCUUCCCCCCUGUCAUUCCACCGCUCUGAUUAUCUUUCUUCCCUGUGCUAAACGAAAUUGGUGUCUGGUUACUGUUUCUGUAUACGAAAGAGGAAUCAUGAUUUAGAGGGGUGGGGGUAUAUGCCUUACCACCCCUUGUAAGAAACCAAGCUAUAUUAUAAGAGAACUGGAAAUGUAAGUGUGGACCAAACCAAUGAACAAUUGCCGAAAAUACCACAUUCUGUAUCAAGCUGCUUUUCAGAUGUGAAAUUUGCAUGAGUUGCUAUGUUUGUAAAGUUUCAACAUGACAAUGCCGAUCAAUGUCUUUAGUUUAUCCAACCAUAUAGGUGGCUGAUUGAUUUUUAUUUAUAAGUCAAAACUCAUAGCUAGUAAUAUGCUUUGGGUUUCUCUUACUGUAAUUUAUAUACAAAGAUGGUCUAGAUUUGUGUAAGGUCAAAUCUGAUCCAUACGAACUAUGUUUUGGGGAUUAUAUCUUCUCUUGAUAUAUUUUUUUACUGAUGAUUAUUUCUCA